AUGAAGAAGGAAUCGACCGAGAAGGACUCGAACCGGCCAGCAGUUUCCGAGGAGGCGGAACAGCUGGCAAAGGAGUUUGAGAAGGAAGAUUCCCUACAGGGCGUCGGCUUCAACCUCUUGGUGGAUCGAACCGGGCAGCUGCUCAAGGAGAAGCGGCAGGUUUCCCGCAAAGAUGUGGCAAUUGCUGCAGUUCUUCGUGGCAGCCGCAAAGGCCGCAAGCGGUACAGCGCGCAUCUGAUUGCAGAUGGUGUGCGCUUGUGGUACUACAACAAGAAGCUUACCCCACGAGGAAUAAGUGUGAAUGCCCCAUCUGUGCAAGAUUGGGCAUUGAAGAAUGGUAAUGCCAUGAGGAAAUUGGCGACGAAGUUCAAGCGCCUCACACAGCGUGCGAAAGGCUCCCGAAACAGGGCACUAUCGGAACUCAAGGGCGAGCUGGCUGACUACCUUCCCAAGCAGGAUGCAGACUCGUCUGGAGCUGAAGAAAGUGGUGAUGAUGAGGAUGCUACGGAUGAGGCGUCCGAUGGGGAAUUCGAUUCCCUCCAGGCUUUGGGUCUGUGCGAAUCUGAUGUGACAUCAGCUGUCCCAUCCCCGAGCUCCACAGUUACCAUGUCGGCUGCCAGCUCUGCAAGCUCUCGUGUGGAGAGGAGCCUCGUGAUGAAGUACCGCAAGCUCUCCGUGGCCUCGCCCUCCUCAGUGGCAUCCAAGACGAUGGCUGUAGAUGAUGGGGCUAUUUCGGAAGUUUCCACUGCAGUGAGUUCGAAUGAUGGUGCUGUAGGGGCUGCAAAGGUUGAGAAGCUUAAUGCUAUCUUCUUACGGCUGAAGCAGCAAAGCUUGAAGAAGACCCCGGACCAGAUGCGCAACACCUUUGUGGUCCCACCAGCGGUGCUGAGCAGCAUCCAGGACAUGUCCAAGAGCUUGGCCCCCGAGCCAUUCCUGCCGAGUUCCCAGUGGAAGGGGGAGUACGAGAGCGAUCAUGAAGAUGUGGAGCAGGAGGAUUGCGAGCCGAUUCAGGAUGCUGAGCCUAAGGCAACAGCCAAGGCUAUGGCUAAAAGGAAGGCCAUGGCUGUCCGGGAUGCUGCUGCCCCACCUAAAGUGAGGAUCGAGGUUGAUGCUCCGCAUGGGGAUUGCGAUUAUGUGCCCGGCGAGUUUCGGAAGAGGAAGAAAGCCUAUUGUCGGGAGUGCACGGAGGAGGGGUACCUGAAUUAUUGGGAAGCCCUUCAGGCUUGGAACUUCAGUGAUGAGAGGGCGCAGUUGUUGAGCAACCUUUCGCCCAGCGAGCUCAGUCGCCGAAGGUUCGACUGA
Messenger RNA from Symbiodinium sp. CCMP2592, 1302 nucleotides. Lineage: Eukaryota; Dinophyceae; Suessiales; Symbiodiniaceae. The record is from the annotation of a GenBank genome assembly.